UCUUUGUUUUUAUGGUUAAAUUUAACGGUCUUAACGGUCAAUCAUCGGUCAAUAUUCAACAAGAUUUUAUUCCUUUCCUAUAAACUCCGUAAAUUAGUAUAUUAUGGAUAGUGCCAAAAGGACAGGUUCAGAGAAGGCGUUGUCUAGUCAUUCUGAUUCGGAAAAGAAAGACUCUGUUCACGUUUAUUGUAGAAUUCGCCCUAUUCGACAAGGAAAUGAACCAACAAACUCGAUCAAGUUACUUUCUGCUGAUACUUUAUCUCUCACUGGAAUAGGAUCCAAAGUGUCAAGAAAAGAAACUCUUUACCAGUUUAAACACAUCUUCACAGCAUUUUCAUCCCAGUCUGAAAUAUUUAAUCAUGUUGCUUAUCCUCUGUUGGACGAUUUACUACACGGUAAAAAUGGCCUUUUGUUUACUUAUGGCGUCACAGGUUCUGGAAAAACUUACACACUUACUGGCGAGCAAAAUAAUCCAGGUAUUAUGCCUAGAUGUAUUGAUACAAUAUUUAAUACAAUCGGUGAUUAUCAAGCACCUAAAUGUGUUAUAAAGUCAGAUAGAAUGAAUGGAUUUGAAAUACAAAGUGAGGAAGAUGCUCUACAAGAUCGAUUAAAUUCUGUGAGACAUGAUAAAUUUGCCAAGACACAAAGGAAAGAGAGUGAAAAAAUUUCCUACUUAAACGACGGAACCAAAAUACAAAAUGUAAAUGAAAAUAACAUUUAUGCAGUUUUUAUCAGCUAUGUUGAAAUCUAUAAUAACAGUGUGUUUGAUCUAUUAGACUAUUCCUCAGGGAAGACCCUUCAAAACAAAAUAUUAAGAGAGGAUAGUUCUAAAAAUAUGUAUGUUAAUGGUGUAUUGGAGGUAGAAGUUAAAAAUGCUCAAGAAGCAUUCGAAUUAUUUAUGUCGGGUCAGAAUCGCAAAAGAAUGGCAGCUACUUCUUUGAAUUCUGAUUCAAGUCGAAGCCAUUCCAUUUUCAAUAUUCGUGUAGUUCAAUUAGAACAAGUAAUUUUAAAUAGUAAUGGAGAACCAAUGAUACCAAAUGAAAAUCGUAUUAAGAUUGGACAGCUUAGUUUGGUUGAUUUGGCAGGCUCUGAAAGAACCAGUAGAACAAAUAAUACAGGCAUGCGAUUAAAAGAAGCAAGCAGCAUAAAUAAUUCUUUGAUGUCCCUAAGAACAUGUUUGGAAAUAUUGAGGGAGAAUCAAAUUAAUAAAAGCAAGAGAUUGGUGCCAUAUCGGGAUAGUAGAUUGACGUUUUUAUUUAAACACUAUUUUGAAGGAGAUGGUACUGUAAAAAUGAUUGUGUGUAUUAAUCCAUGUAUAGAGGAUUUAGAAGAAAACAUACAGGUUUUGAAGUUUGCUGAAAUGACCCAAGAUGUGAAAAUUACAAAAGCUGAAGUAAAAUAUACUCCCAUAAAAAGAACUAUCUGUAAGAACAAAGAAAAUCAAACUCCCGGAAAACCAAAAUCUAGCUCAUCAUAUGCCAUUUUACCUGAUAUGCCUAUAGUAAAACUAAAUUUAGAAAGUGUUGAACAGUGUCAGACAGCAAUCGAUAAAAUUAUUAAAACAUUAAAAUUGCGUCAACAAAAGUCAAAAUCGCUAGAUAAGGAAAUUGAUGAGAAGCAUUCAAUAUUUCGAAAAAGACUGGUUGACUUUAAUCAAGAUAUUGUCCUUAAUAAAGCUGAAUUAAAAAGUUUAAAAACAAUGAUUCAUAAAGAAAGGCAAAAAUCGCGCAAUUUGCAACUAAAAAUGACUGAUUUGGAGUCUGUGUGUCAGGAUGCUAGGUCUAAAUCUGAGGAGCAGGAUAAUGUUAUUUUUUCCUUGAAAAAUAUGUUAAAUGAAAAAGAUUUGAAAAUUAAUCAAAAUUUGCUGGAUAAAGAGAAAACUAAACAAAAAUUAGGUAGAGCACUGGCAAAUGAAAAAAUGACCCAAGAACUAGAUGCCAAGUUAAGGCGACAAAGGGAGCAUUUAAACGCACAGUUAAAAGCUAAAGACCAAAAAUUAAGAAUUGUAAAAGAAAUCAUCGACAGCGAAAUGCCACCUGUAGAAGUUCACAAUCCGGAGCCUGAAUUUACUCCAAAAUCUCACGAAUCUCAGACAAGCCAGACACCGAAGAGCGCUUCUAAUAUACUGCAGCAUAGAAGAAAUAUUUCUUCAAGCGCUCGAAACCGUAGGUCAAGAUCAGCAGGUGAAGUUUGGCUUGAGCACAAUGUAAUCAAACCAUGUCCUCUGGGUACAGUUAUGCAACCCACUAUGAAAAAAAGAAAAUCAGUUUCCAAGCUUGACAAGGCUAGUGAUGUUACAAAUCCAAAACAAAACAGAUACUGCCUUGUAGCUCAAGAACCAGAUACUGAUGGAGAAAUGGAAACAAAAUUAUACAAAGGUGAUAUUGUUCCAACUUGCGGUGGCGGUGCGCAAGUUAUAUUCAACGAUGUUGAAAAAUUGCGACAGGAAUCACCUACUAAAGAGUAUGAUUAAUGAAAACCCUUUAGUUAUAUCACAGUUAUAUACUAUGGUUUUAUCUCUUGUAGGUAUAAACCUCAAUGAAAAUACAUAAUAUACAUUAUUUUAUAAUUUUAAGCUAUUAAUAUUUUAGUGAUAUUGUUUAUACUUGUGUACUUAAAAUAUUUUGUUCUUAGAACUUGUAUAGUUUAUAUAUUUAAUUUUUGAUUAAAAAUGGAAAAUUG
Messenger RNA from Sitophilus oryzae (rice weevil), 2682 nucleotides. RefSeq names its product kinesin-like protein KIF23 (gene pav). Bases 104 to 2473 code for a protein of 789 amino acids. Lineage: Eukaryota; Metazoa; Arthropoda; Insecta; Coleoptera; Curculionidae. Gene Ontology annotation, molecular function: ATP binding; microtubule binding; ATP hydrolysis activity. The record is from RefSeq and is a predicted model, not a curated record. The transcript is spliced from 5 exons. Gene Ontology annotation, cellular component: kinesin complex; nucleus; microtubule. Gene Ontology annotation, biological process: microtubule-based movement.